CAUACUGUAAAAUGUAUUUGCUUGUCACAUUUGCUGCUCUAGUAAGCUUGAUCUCAGCUGACUUUGUGCCGGAAUGUUGGAUUGGUCCAGUUCAAAUGGCAGCGAAGAAUGGGUACCAUCUCUCUAGACACUGGGUUACAACCCGAGAUGGAUACAUUCUUGAAGUACACAACAUUCCUUCACCAAGUCCCACAGCUGAAGUUGUAUUUCUACAACACGGACUGUUAGAUAGCAGCAUGACUUGGAUGCUCAACGAGAAACAAGGAAGUUUAGCAUUCAUUCUCGCUGAUUCUGGAUACGAUGUUUGGAUGGGAAAUGUCCGGGGCAAUACCUACUCAAGAAACCAUACAAUACUUUCCCCGAAAUCUGCUGAGUUCUGGAAUUUCUCAUUUGACGAGAUGGCAGCUGUAGACCUACCAGCUAUGGUGGACUAUGUCACUAAGACUACAGGAAAAAACAGUAUUUUCUACAUAGGACAUUCACAAGGAAGUGAGAUGGGUUUUAUCGAGUUUUCCAGGAACAAGGAGCUGGCAAAGAAGAUCAAACUAUUCACAGCACUAGCACCAGUUGCCAGAGUCAAGUACAUCAAGGGCUUAAUUUGGUAUGUAGCACAACUGCAGGGUACCUUGGAAUGGACCGGACACAAACUCGGUAUAAACGAACUAUUCCCCAGCUGGUGGCUGCCCAAACUCAUGGUAACCCACGUGUGUCCCCACGUGGAGACUUUCCUCUGUACCAACGUAAUGUUCCUCAUUACUGGAGCUGACAAAUCCAACUUCAACAGCUCCAGGAUUGAGGUAUACGAGUGCCACAAUCCAGCUGGUACAAGUGUCAAGAAUGCAGUGCACUGGGCCCAGCUUAUAAACGAUCAGGAUCUCAAGAUGUUUGACUACAAGGAUGAAGAGGAGAACAGGAAGCACUAUGGUCAGGACACUCCGCCAGUAUACGAUAUUACAGGGCUGGAUGUGCCGACUGCACUGGUUAUGGGAGGAGAAGACUGGCUGGCAGACCCGCAGGAUGAGAUAUGGUUACUUGGAAAAAUAGGAAAUGCUGUGACUAAGACCAUAAUUAUUGAUUAUUAUAACCAUGUAGAUUUCAUUUGGGGUUUAGAUGCUCCUCGAAAAGUUUAUUAUCCGAUAAUAGAAUACAUGAAAUCCCUGACUGAUGAUAAAUAACUUUUAUAAGUGAUUAAAUGUGGCUGCAUGAAAUACCAUCAUAUCAUGAUCACUGCCGGCAAUAGCCAGACUUUUAGCUUGUGU
Molecule: messenger RNA, 1259 nt
Organism: Bolinopsis microptera
Lineage: Eukaryota; Metazoa; Ctenophora; Tentaculata; Lobata; Bolinopsidae
Product: gastric triacylglycerol lipase-like
Exons: 3
Coding region: 12-1175 (387 amino acids)
Biological process (GO): lipid metabolic process
Molecular function (GO): hydrolase activity, acting on ester bonds
Source: RefSeq, a predicted model, not a curated record